CUGACUUAAAACAAGAAAACUUUGUUUUCAUUUUUUGAUUUCAUCUAUGAAGUUACAAUAUACUGUGAACUUUCGAAGUCGUUGUUGAUCUGCACCUGUUUGCCUGAAGUCUGUGAAUCAAGCCUCUUUUCUACACUGUAACUGAAAACAGCACUUAACUACCGCUCACCUAUUUGUGCUGAAGACAUAAGAGUGCGGGAGGCACUAACUAGAACCGUUUCGGUGCCGCUUUCAGAAUCAUAGCGCAGUAAUUGAUUGUCUGAUUUCAGCAAGAUCUCCUAGUGACAGUUACAGCUGGAGGUAACAGUAUACUGUCAUCAUGCCUGGACUGCAAGCCUUUGGUAGGCUGUGGAUAGUGGCCUCUGAUGACUUUGUCUUUCCUGCCGCCCUCGAGCUGGUCAUCAACUAUUCCUGGCUUCUGGCGGUGACAACCAUCUACCUGACGCAUGACCCGGGCGGCACGUGCGCCCAGCGGGGCACCCUGGCCACCUACAUAUUGGGCUGCGGCUUCCAGCUGCUGGUCUCUGUUCCGCUACUGGUGUCUCUGAUCGUCUGCAGCGGACGUGGUGCGGUGAUGGAGACGGCGGCGCGCCGAGCCGUGCCCUCACUGCUGUACUGCAGAUUGGCGCUGUUCCUGUUCUCUGUCGGCUGGGACGUGGCGGGCUCCGUCUGGCUGAGCUCGGAUAUUCGGCACUGUGUGGUCACCUCUCCGACCGUGCAGGUCAUCAUAGCUCUGGUCAUCUGUAACUGGCUACGCUCUGUCGUCAUCCUGAUCGGCCUGGCAGUGGUGUUUGACCCGCUUGGCUCCGUCAGUCUCAGUGGAGCAGGCUACAGCAGCGCACGACGCAAAAAGAGUCUAUUGCGCCGCAGUUUGUGGCACGCCCGGUUCCGGUUCCUCUGCUGCUGUCUACACACAGACGAGACGUCGGAGGCGCUCAGAGACGUGGCAGGUCACAUCGCCACCCUGGUCGGCGAGGUGGACCUGGUACCGUCAGACGUUGUCGCCGGGCUGAUCCUGCUGCAGCAGAAGCACGCCAACCAGCCGGAGGGGCCGCCCGAGCCGCCGGCGCACCUGCAGCAUAGACCGGCGACACACGCGCGCUCGGACUGGAUGACGGUGCCGCGGGCGGCCCACUUUAUGCGGUACGCGCUGGGCGUGUACGGCUGGCCGUGGUUCGUGCACGGACGCCUGACGUCCUCUCUGCGACUACUGUGGCGGCGCAUCAUCUGCUGCGCCCACUACAGGGGGAAGCCGUCGCUGGCUCUGGGGGACAACUGCUGUCUCUGUAACACCGCCGCGCUGCAAGAGUGCACUGCCCUGGAGGACGGCGACUUUCUCUACGUCUCCUUCGUCAACCGGCUCUACCAGGUGGCGUUUCUAGUGGCGGUGGAUCACGCCGCUGAGAGUAUCGUGGUCGCUGUCCGAGGUACCCUCUCUGUCAUAGACGCCCUGACAGACCUCUGUCUGGACUCGGCUGUCGUGGAGGAGACUGGGCGGCCGCAGGACAGGGCCCACAAAGGGAUGCUGCAGGCGGCUCGCUACAUCGAGACCACGCUGCGAGAGACGGAGGCGCUGGACAGGGCGGUCACCAUGCACCCCGACUACACGGUGGUGGUCACCGGCCACAGUUUGGGCGCUGGCGCGGCGGCCCUACUAGCACGGAUGCUCCUGCCCACCCACCCGCGACUCCAGUGUUUCGCCUUCUCGCCGCCAGGCGGCCUGGUGAGCCGUCCACUGAGCGAGGACAUGCAGGCCUACGUCAUGUCCGUGGUGUGUGGGGACGACCUGGUACCCCGGCUCUCCGUGGCCGCCGUGGAGAAGCUCAAGAAUGAGCUGGAGGAUGCGUUGAACGCCUGCACGCUCAGCAAGCACUCGCUGUUAUACCGAGCGUGCUGUAACUGCGCGUGCGGCGCCUCGCACGACCUGGUCACCCCGGAGGACGGCAGAGACUCGGAGACUGACGUGCACCGGCCGCUGGUGGACUCUGUGGACCGCAGCAACUACGAGUCGCUGGUGGACGUGGCCGAGCGAGCCAUGCUGGCGGACGCACGUGCCGAACACGUGCCGCUGUACCUGCCCGGCCACGUGCUGCACGUGACGACGGCCACGGAGGCACACGGACGAGAUGGCGCUGCCGGUGCGCCGCACUCAGAGUGGCGCACUCCGGAGUACUUUUGUAACAUCCGAGUGACGGGCAACAUGUUCUCGGACCACCUGCCCGACCUGGUCAACGAGUCGCUGAGGCGGCUAGCAGCCGAGCACCCCUGCUGACAUCUACCGGUCGGGUGGCGAAGUACGAUACUGCGGCGACAGAGAGCUCAUAGCGCAUGGGUUGUGACGGCAGGCGCCAGCGGUCUCUGUUUGCGAUGGGGAAAGUCGUGAACACCAUCGUCCCAUAUGUGAUAUUGCUAGUUCAUAUUUAUCGUAUUUAGAUUUAGAGAGACUUUGCUGCUUAUGAAGCCCCAAGACAGGGUCGUGUGCUUGUAUCUAUCUAAGGAAACCGACGCUCGGUGACUUAACAAGGCAGGGAUGGAAGAACCAGUCUAUGCUGGGAGAAGGGCGCAUGUAAUGGGCAUUAACUUGAUGGGGUUUGAUAAAGAGGGCUGAGAUACUAACAUGAAGAAACCCCGAAGAAAAGAAUUAGGGGACAGGGCUUAGUGACCAAGCAUCCAUCAUAGCACCUUUCCUAGUUUGAGUUCCGUAUCCAGUUUCAUCCUUUCAGUUUCGGUAGAACAUCACAGCAGCUAUAACCAGGGGCGUGGCAGUGCCAGGGCCUGGAGGCUGAUGCUGAUCACUGAUCAGUGGUUUUACUUAAAAAUCAGGUUUUGUUCUUGCCAGUCAUUAGCACUGUCAACUGUGGCCAAAUCAUUGAAAAGGAACGACGUGCAGCGAUGUCAUUGGUUGGUCAAACAGUGAGCUCGGUUUCGCCGUGCCGAUGGUACUUUUUAUUAUGUGUGUCUUACGCGUAUCUGCCUUCGCCAUUCCGAAUGUUCACGCCCUUUCCGCAUCCAUACAUUUUCGAUCUGUCCAAAUAUCACAGUUAUCCUUAGACACACACGGCCCAUACUGCCCGUCUUAUGUACUUAAGCUUGCUGAAAUGCUGAUGCUAUUUUUUAACCUCUGAGGCUUCUGCGGCUGAAUUUAAAAGUCACAGUGUAGUAGGGAAAGAGGUGGAAGCGUUUGAACACUGAUGUAGGUGCCACACUGACAUGGGCUCACCGCACCGUCACACACUGAAAGAGAAUGAUUGAAGUGUCUUUGUCCAGUGUCUGCCCAAGUGCACUUUGUUCGUGAUAUCUCACUUGAAAAUGGGCGUUGAGUUUGUUUUGGACUUUUGUUCUAAUUGCCGGUGCCGUUAAAUGUUCGUAGUGUCCCGCUCCCGUUGUAUUCGAACCUUUUCUUUCGCUGAAUUCUUGAGACACUGUUGUCUCCUUUGGCCUUAUGCUCUUCUCAUGAUAUGGCGCUACAAGUAUUUAGGUGUGCUGCUUCUGCCAGUGUGAUAUUAUGCUAACGCUUAUGUUUAUUCAAACUAUCAGCCACGCACUAGUAUAUAUUGUGCGUGGCCAUUGCACUUCUCAUGUAUUGUCUAUCGCACCGGAUAUGACUUACUUUUCCAGUCCAUGUUGCCUUUACUAACACAACUUCCUUUCCCAGCCCACAACCCUGCAUCCAUUGGCCGAUCGCCCUAUCCGGACCUGUGGACAGUAUCGGACAGGAGUCAACAAUUUCCACGCGAAUAUAUGCUGCGAAGAUUUUAAUUUCAGGUAUGCACGCUUUUGUUUUAUAAUUUAUUUGGCCCUUCAUAAUGUCUUCGUCCUGCGGCCGUGAUAGGUAUUGUUAUUUCGACAAAAAUCAAAGUGCAAAGAUGCGCGAUGCUCCACAGGUCCUAUGAUUGAUCCGUAUUCGCUCAGUUUGGCCAAAGUGGGCAUGUGUUGCUACUUUACAAUUUGAUCAAUUUUCUUCUGGCGUGUUUUGCUUAAUGGGGGGGGGGGGGGGGGGAAUUCGGUCGAUGAUGGGCCAAUGUUCGAUGUAGACUCGCACCUCUGCAUUUCCUUUGUGAUCUUUUAUACAUCCUUCGAGCUAUUGUUCUGAUUUGUUGAGAUGAGAAUACCUGUCACGCAGCAGGACGAAAGCUGAAUUUGUCUGCUAGUCCACGGAAGGGAGUUAGUUAAAUGUUGUUUUUAUUCAGACUGAUAUCAUGCGAGCACCCAGCCAUGAUCGCAGAAGCACUGUGCUGUAGCGUGGUAUAUGUGCACAUUGGUGAAGAUUGAGGCCAUCAAUAAAUAGAUACUUUGCUACGAU
Messenger RNA from Amphibalanus amphitrite, 4303 nucleotides. RefSeq names its product diacylglycerol lipase-beta-like. Bases 320 to 2272 code for a protein of 650 amino acids. Gene Ontology annotation, biological process: lipid metabolic process. Lineage: Eukaryota; Metazoa; Arthropoda; Thecostraca; Balanomorpha; Balanidae. The transcript is spliced from 16 exons. The record is from RefSeq and is a predicted model, not a curated record.